AUGAAUUUACAGCAUGCAAAAUGGAGAUCAGAGCACCACAGCAAGCUCAGAGAGGACCGUCUGUACAAACAGCUUCUGAAUAAUGCAAGCCAGAUCCUUUCUUUCUCCGAUGAAGUUAUGGACGAGAUGGGGGCCAUUUCAUACAGAAAAGCUGACUUUAGCUGGCUUUUCCAUGCCACGGGCCCCUUAGCACCAGGUACCAGAUUAAAGAAAAUAAAGAGGCAUGAGAACAAUGAAAUACCCUGCAACAUCAACUGUUUAACCCAAGAAGAAGGCAGAAUUUCAGUACAGGCUCCUGCAGUGAACAAUAAGGAGUCCUCUACAGAGGACUGGGAAGCCCAAAGCAGCAGGUGGCAGGAGUUUGCACAAAAUAAGAGGAGUCAACUAUUACAACUAAGAAAACAACACAGGAUACCUGGUUAUGUGCUCUCUCCAGUAAGCACAGAUGUGCAGAACCGCUUUAAUAAGACCGCAACCACUGUGACCACCAAGCACAUUGAGAUCCCACAGGCCCCUCGGCUACAGGAUAUCUUGAAUCCAAGUGCCGGCAGUCAUGUCACAAAGAACGUCUCUGAACAGGAGAUCUUCUCAGGAACUGGUAGAAUUGUAAAAGCGGAGCAGAGAUGGAUGGAUCAGCCUACCAAAAUUGACUCUGCCCUCAAGCAGGUUCUCAGACCUCCUGACUUCAGCGGACAGGAUCCUGAGAUGCCCAAACAGUCUGUGGCUGAACUUUCCACACUUCGUUAUGCAGUUGAUCAAUGGAGGAAUGCCUGCAACAUCAGUCAACAUGGUAAGGGAUGCCAAUUGAAGGCAGAUCCUCAGGAGCUGCAGGCUCUCAUUGUCUUGGCACUUGAUGACCCUGUGAAGAGAGUUCAGAUGGCUGCUGCAGUGUGCCAGUAUGCCAUGAGGACACCUAACGCACGCGACAGAGACAUACUACAAAGCACUUUGAAGCAAGACCCUUCUGGCACAGGUGCAGACAGCUGGGUGGCGGCACAGUGCUUGGCGAUAGACGGUGAUACGAGCCAAGCUGUCAUACAGAGACUCUUGUCACAGCACUUUCUCAGAGACGCUCCUUCAGAUCACGAGCAGUCUAUGAUGCUACUCUCCAACAUUAGCAGCAAGACUACACUAGUGCGCUCACUUCUGGCAGAAGAGUUAAACAGUGCUAACUGGAGAACACGAGUUCAGGCCUGUACUAGCAUUGCACAGCUCAGAAGUCCAAUAAACAAGGAUCUUUGCAACAAACUGAUAUAUAUGAUGUGGAACGACUGGAGCUGUGCUGUUUGUCAUGCUGCAGCGCUGGCUCUGAGUAAAAUGGAUGCAGCCAGAGAGAUGCACAGUGAGCUGAGUGCGAAGCUGGAGGAGGGUCCAACUGCUUGGCGGGUGGAAGCGCUGAUCUUCAUUGGUCAGCUCAAUAUAAUGACGCCCAAGCUACUGCCUACAUUCCUGCGGUGCUUUAAUGAUGACUUUGUGGCUGUGCGCAAACAAGCUUGUUUGACUGCAGCAUCUCUAAUGAUGGAUGACCAGUUGGUCCUGGAUCAGCUAAUUAACCUGAUGCAGAAUGAUCCAUUAUGGGAGGUGAAAGUGGAAGCAAUUGAUGCUUUAGGGAAAAUAGGUUGGAUGAACCCAGCUCUCCAGGAGUUGCUGAUGUGGGCUGUACACCAUGAGGAGGAGCCCAGUGUGCGCAUUGCUGCCUGUAAGGCCCUGAACACUUUAGAUGCAAAGGGCCCAGAAUUACAGCAUUUUCUACAGGAUCGUUAUGCACUGGAACCCAACGCUGACGUGCAGAGGCACAUUGAAAGUCUUCUGAAAAAGCAUGGAUACAAUCUGAAGGGAAACGAAAGCAAGAUUCAUGAGAUAAAGCUCCAGGUGGAGCUGUUGUGUACAAAACACAUCAUUACACAGAAAGUGCUCUUAAUGGAAGAGAGGGGAAAGCAGCAAGAGCAAAAAUUAUUGUGCUGAAUUUAUGGUUGUCCUGCUAUAUCAAAUAUUAUAA
Molecule: messenger RNA, 1999 nt
Organism: Sinocyclocheilus rhinocerous
Lineage: Eukaryota; Metazoa; Chordata; Actinopteri; Cypriniformes; Cyprinidae
Gene: heatr4
Product: HEAT repeat containing 4
Exons: 13
Coding region: 1-1965 (654 amino acids)
Molecular function (GO): oxidoreductase activity
Source: RefSeq, a predicted model, not a curated record